Postia placenta MAD-698-R-SB12 is the source of this 699-nucleotide messenger RNA. RefSeq lists its product as hypothetical. NCBI's taxonomy places the organism in Eukaryota, Fungi, Basidiomycota, Agaricomycetes, Polyporales, Adustoporiaceae. The transcript is spliced from 2 exons. The coding region runs from base 1 to 699 and encodes 232 amino acids. Gene Ontology annotation, molecular function: FMN binding. The record is from RefSeq and is a predicted model, not a curated record.
AUGGCCUCUACACCUCGAUGGCGAACUGCCUUGACUAAGGCGCUCAGUCUACCUGACAACAAAGGGCAGAAUGUCUAUCAACUUGCGACGAUAGACCCAAACGAUUCACCUCGCGCCCGCACUGUCGUGCAUCGCGACAUCAUCCAACCUUCAGACUGCCCUCACUUACCCGUCAUCAUCACCACUACAGAUAUUCGCACGCCCAAGGUCUGGCAAUUGCUUGCUUACGGGCGCACUGAGAUCUGUUGGUGGAUGGCGGGCUCCCAGGACCAGUUCCGGAUUUAUGGGCCCGUUCGUGUUAUCCGCUCUCCGAACGCAAGGGCGGAGAUCCGUGCACCACACAUCCCAUCACUCGCCCUUGACCGAUUUGAUGAACAAGGAUUCGACUGGGAAAAGAAGCGUCUAGAGGUGUUCGACAGUAUGAGCGCUCAUAUGAAGGCAAGCUGGUGUCGCCCACCGCCGGGAAGCGUUAUGGAAUCCUACGAUGAUGCCAAGAAGUGGCCGCAGACAGUACCCAAACUCGGCGAGGCGGAAAGCGACGAGGAUAAACGCAAUCAGGAGCAAGCUUUGCGAAACUUUUCACUCAUCCUCAUAGAAGCCGUCGAGGUGGACUGGCUUCAGCUAGGUGUCCAUCCGAAUCAGAGGACGCGUUUUGUUCGGGAGGAAGAGGACUGGGCGGAGCAGAUUAUCGUCCCGUGA